Molecule: messenger RNA, 2757 nt
Organism: Perca fluviatilis (European perch)
Lineage: Eukaryota; Metazoa; Chordata; Actinopteri; Perciformes; Percidae
Gene: zdhhc1
Product: zinc finger DHHC-type containing 1
Exons: 12
Coding region: 1110-2669 (519 amino acids)
Biological process (GO): protein targeting to membrane; peptidyl-L-cysteine S-palmitoylation
Cellular component (GO): endoplasmic reticulum; Golgi apparatus
Molecular function (GO): protein-cysteine S-palmitoyltransferase activity
Source: RefSeq, a predicted model, not a curated record
ACUCUGGAGAGGAGACACAACAGAGGGCUGGCCUCCAAUCAACACCAGCUGUAACCUUCACCAAACAGAGUGUUAAUAUUUUCUAAUAAACAUUCAAAACUGUUGUGUUAUUUUAUCUACCCGUAACAUAAUGAGCUACAAUGUACUAAUGCUGCAAAAUAUUAGUGAUGAAGAGGACCUUCAUUACACACGUAUGCAUGUAUGCAUGCAUGCCCGCCCACCCGCUCCGGUCCACAUGCAUGGUGACCUUAAAUUGGAAGAUCUUUAAACAGAGUUUGGUCUCUACAUUAAUGAAAGCCAACUGAACAUAAGAUGAGUUAUUUAUAUUCACACAACACUGUAGAAACAUGUGAACAACAUGUAUUUGAUGUGGUGGUUGUAUUUUGUGUAACUGUUCAAAUUAAGUACAUUUCAGACUUGUACUAUGGUAGGGUCGAGAGAAGGUCAGUAAAUAUAGAAAUAUGUACACAGAGACACACACACACACACACACAGUCACACACGCAGACACACACAGGCACACAGACACACACUUUAUAUUCACACACACAGAUACACACAAACAAAUACACAGAAACACACACACUCUCACACUUCAUAUCAGAGUAUCAGGGGGCGGGAUCAGCCCUUAGCGACCAAUAGAAACGGACGUGGAGCGUUACCAGGGAAACGGCAUACAGGACUGGGAGACGUUGGGACGCAGUCAUGCUAACACGCUAAAUAGCUCGCUAGCUUCCAGUUGAAGAACCAACUGCUGUUAUUAAAUAUUUAAAACGAUGGUCCGUCCGCGUCACACAUUAACAGUUUAAAGCGCGAGCUUUGGUCCCGCUGCGCGCGCACACAGCCUCUUCUCUGUCCGUUUGUCUGUUAGCUGUUAGCAUGUAGCAUGGCAGCAGCGGUGUCCGGAGGCUAACGAAGCUAACAAGGCAGCCAGUGAUUAGCUUGUCGCGCUAAUCUGAAUAUUGUCCGGAUAAUCAGCCCGUUAGCAGGGAGCUAACUGCCGGGUGUAGCACGGGAUGGAUGUGAGUUAACAGUCUGACCCGGGUCUGUGAGACGAGCGGAGCCGGGCCGUGCCGAGCCGAGCGGGGUCAGGAGGCCCGUUAAACAGGAUGGAUGUCUGCAGUAAGAACCCGAACCGCACGGCGCCGCUCAGUGCCGACGGCGCCCAGCGAGCCGAUGUGCCGCUCUGCUCUCGAACCAACGGCUGGAGCUGGCCGCCUCACCCCUUCCAGCUGCUCGCCUGGCUGCUCUACGUCUACUUCGCCGUCACCGGCUUUGGCGUGUUCGUGCCGCUGCUGCCUGCUCACUGGAUCCCUGCCGGCUACAUCUGCACCGGCGUCCUGUUCGUCGGCCACCUGUGUGUGCACGUGAUGGCCGUGUCUAUCGACCCGGCCGACUACAACGUCAGAACCAGGAGCCACAAAGGUCCGGUGCCCGAGUUCGACCGCUCCAAACACGCUCACGUCAUCGAGAACUGCCACUGCUACCUCUGCCAGGUGGACGUCGGUCCCAAGUCGAAGCACUGCAGCGCCUGUAACAAGUGUGUCUCUGACUUCGACCAUCACUGCCGCUGGCUCAACAACUGUGUGGGCAGCAGGAACUACAGGCUGUUCCUCCACAGCGUGCUCUCUGCUCUGCUCGGCGUCUGUCUCCUUCUGGUCCUUUCCUUCUACGUCUUCAUCGAGUUCUUUCUGGACCCGUCCAAACUCCGCACUGACAAACACUUCCUGGUGAGGAACGAUACUGUGUGGCUGGUCUUCUUGCCGCUGGCUCCGGUCCGAUCGGCAGCGCCGGUGAUUCCCGCCCUGGCUGCCGUCACCAUGGCUCUGGCUCUCAUGUCCUUGGUGCUGCUCUGCCAUCUGCUCUGCUUCCACAUCUACCUGAUGUGGAACAGACUCAGCACCUUUGAGUACAUUGUGCGACAGCGUCACCGUCAGGACGGCAGAGACUCGAGGAACCCAGGAUCAGUGAAGGAGACCGGGCCGCCCACUACACCUCGUCAAGGACGGGAACUACUCCGAGACUCUGGGUUACACCAACUCUCAGCUGGACCUGGAGGAACGUACCACUGUGGCUGUGCGGGGGGAGGCAGAAAAAAGAAGAAGAAGGUUCGUAAAGUUCCAGCAGAGGUUAGCAGAGAGCACUGCCCAAGCUCAGCACCUCCCCCCGAGACUGGCACUGUGUCCCUGGCUCAGAGACUACCUUUCCCAGCAUUCCCUCUGAGGGUGACCCUGCCCCCCCUGGCCCCCCCCUCAGCCCCCAUCCAGGCCGCCGCCCCCCCCGCCGAGUACCACUCGGACUCAGCCGAAUCCCUGGAGGAGAUCCCCGUGGCGUUGGCCAAACUGGGCUCGUCCUCAGCCGCCGCUAACGGAGACGCCUCCACAUCUUCCACGGCGUUCCCCCCCCACUCCCCUGCACAGAGAGCCGCCGUGGCGUUCCCCCCCCCCCAGCCCAGGACUAAGAGGAAGGCCGCCUUCUCCUCCCGCGCUAACAUGAGCGCUAACAGGAACGCUAACAGGAACGCCGCUGAGCUGCGGUUUGAGAUGGCGUCCACUCAGAACCCCGUGGUGUUCGUCAGCCGGGCCAGCGCCGAGGAAGGCCUCGGCCCGGGCCGGAGGCAGGCCGGGACCAGGCCUGGGUCCCGGGGGUUGCUGGGCUCUGACCUCUGACCUCUGACCUAGGGCUGGGCGAUGUGGAGUAAAUCAGAUAUCACGAUAUAUUCUUGACCAAAUGCCUCGAUAUCGAUAUCGAGGCGAU